Molecule: messenger RNA, 1335 nt
Organism: Saccharomycodes ludwigii
Lineage: Eukaryota; Fungi; Ascomycota; Saccharomycetes; Saccharomycodales; Saccharomycodaceae
Gene: GCD14
Product: tRNA 1-methyladenosine methyltransferase subunit GCD14
Exons: 1
Coding region: 1-1335 (444 amino acids)
Biological process (GO): tRNA methylation
Cellular component (GO): nucleus; tRNA (m1A) methyltransferase complex
Source: RefSeq, a predicted model, not a curated record
AUGAAUAGUCCUUUCACAUCAUACAAAGACACAAUCCAGGCAGGUGAUCUAGUGUUAAUUUGGAUUUCUCGUGACAAUAUUAAACCAAUAACCAUAACGCCCAAUGAAAAUUUUAAUACAAGAUAUGGUAUUUUCCCACAUAAUGAUAUAAUUGGCAAACCGUAUGGCUCACAAAUAGCAACUAAAACUUCAAAUAACAAAUUUGGUUUUAUCCAUAUCUUACAACCUACUCCAGAACUGUGGACCUUAUCUCUUCCACAUAGAACCCAAAUAGUUUAUACAUUUGAUGCAAGUUAUAUCCUGGGCAGAUUAGACUGCGGCCCUACUACUAGGGUUUUAGAAGCUGGUACUGGUAGUGCUAGUUUAUCCCAUUCUUUUGCUAGAUCUGUUGGUAAAUUGUUCACUUAUGAGUUCCAUCAAGUUAGAUAUGAGCAAGCUUUACAAGAAUUCAAAGAACAUGGUCUAAUUGCUACAAAUGAAAAAAAUGUUAAUAACAGUACUAAUAGUAGUAGGGUUGUUAUUACUCAUAGGGAUGUUUGUAAAAAUGGAUUUCAAAUUAAUCCAUUAGAAGAUACAACUAGUUUAAAUGAACAAUCGUUACCUUCCCUAAAUUUAAAUGCUGAUUGCGUUUUCUUAGAUUUGCCUGCUCCGUGGGAGGCAAUUCAUCAUUUAGAUGCACCAGGUGUCUUAAAUAACCAUGAACAAGUUAAUAUCUGCUGUUUUAGUCCAUGUAUAGAACAAGUUGAUAAGACUAUUGAAGCUUUGGAAAAGUAUGGUUGGACUGACAUAGAAAUGGUAGAAAUACAAGGUAAACAGUUUGAAAGUAGAAGACAAAUGGUCCGUAAAUUAGAUGAUGCUUUAGAACGUUUAAGAGAUCUUAAGCGAAGAAAACAAGAGGGUGCAGAAAGGCGCAAGCGGUUAAAUGAAAAGUUGGCAUCAAAUGGUAUUGCUACUACAAGUACAUCAACAUCGACAAAGGAAAUUGAUGUUGAAAAAAGACCAUAUACCAGUAAAAUCGAAUUUAACCCAUUUGGUAAAGGUUUCAGGAUAAAAGAAGGAGAUCCAAACUAUCAAUGGAAACAAGUUUCUAAAAUUGAAUCUGAAAUUAAGUCCCAUACCUCCUAUUUGACUUUUGCUCAUAAAAUAUUCCCUGAAUAUAAUAUUAGAGACGAACAACUUGUAACUAAUUUGAUUACAGAGGCCACUAACGAACUAAACACUCUAGGUGAAAAAAUAAGUAAAAGAGGGAUAAAAAAACAGCAGCAGCAACGAAGAGAUGAAAAGGUGGAAUCAAAAAAAGAAAACACUGUUGCUGUUCAAGAACAAAAUGAUUAA